Molecule: messenger RNA, 1392 nt
Organism: Indicator indicator
Lineage: Eukaryota; Metazoa; Chordata; Aves; Piciformes; Indicatoridae
Gene: DCAF10
Product: DDB1 and CUL4 associated factor 10
Exons: 8
Coding region: 1-1392 (463 amino acids)
Cellular component (GO): Cul4-RING E3 ubiquitin ligase complex
Molecular function (GO): protein binding
Source: RefSeq, a predicted model, not a curated record
AUGAGUGCGGAGGAGGAGGAGGACCCCCGGGCGGGGACCGGCGUCGGCUCGGCGGUCCCGGGGCCCGGCUCACGCCUAUUCGGCUGGCUGCGCGGGCGCUGCUUGGGCCGCAGCGCUGCCGUGGACCCGGCGCGGGACACCUUCGGCGCCAUGACCGGGCUGUACGCCUCCAUCCAGCCUGCCGACUCCGUGUACCUUAGUACCCGCACGCACGGCGCCGUCUUCAAUCUCGAGUAUUCGCCCGACGGGUCAGUGUUGACUGUUGCUUGUGAACAGACUGAAGUACUGCUCUUUGACCCCAUAUCUUCAAAGCACAUCAAAACCCUCUCUGAAGCUCAUGAAGACUGUGUAAAUAAUAUAAGGUUUCUGGAUAAUCGACUGUUUGCCACCUGCUCUGAUGACACCACCAUAGCCCUCUGGGACCUGAGGAAGCUGAACACCAAGGUGUGCACCCUGCAUGGCCACACUAGCUGGGUGAAGAACAUCGAGUACGACACCAACACCAGGCUGCUGGUGACAUCAGGCUUCGAUGGCAACGUCAUCAUCUGGGACACCAACAGGUGCACAGAGGAUGGAUGUCCCCACAAGAAGUUUUUUCACACUCGUUUCCUUAUGCGCAUGAGGCUGACACCAGACUGUUCCAAAAUGCUGAUCUCAACCUCCUCUGGAUAUCUUCUGAUCUUGCAUGACCUUGAUCUCAACAAGUCAUUAGAGGUUGGCAGCUACCCAAUUUUGAGAGCUAGGAGAACUACAUCAAGUUCAGACAUCAUCUCAUCAUCGGGUUCCUCUGGCCUUCGAGCUGUGGGGUCACCCUGUCACCAGAAUGAUUCCAGUCCCCUCUCUGAGAAACACAUCUCCAGGUCCUCCCAGCGAGAAGGUGGGUCACCAAGAAAUAGCUUGGAGGUCUUAACACCAGAGGUUCCUGGAGAAAGAGAUCGAGGCAACUGCAUCACAUCGCUGCAGCUGCAUCCCAAAGGGUGGGCGACACUGCUUCGGUGCUCAAGUAAUACAGAUGACCAGGAGUGGACUUGCGUCUAUGAGUUCCAGGAAGGGGACCCGGUGCGCCCGGUCUCGCCGCGCUGCUCCCUGAGGCUGACUCACUGCAUCGAGGAAGCCAACGUUGGCCGGGGCUAUAUCAAAGAACUCUGCUUCAGCCCUGAUGGCCGUAUGAUCUCGUCCCCGCACGGCUUCGGGAUCCGCCUGUUGGGCUUUGAUGGCCACUGCAGCGAACUCGUUGACUGUUUGCCCAAAGAAGCCAGUCCCCUGAAAGAGAUCCGUUCCCUCUACUCCCACAAUGACGUGGUCCUGACAACCAAGUUCUCUCCAACACACUGUCAGAUUGCCUCGGGGUGCCUUAGUGGACGUGUUUCUCUCUAUCAGCCAAAGUUUUAG